This is a messenger RNA of Nicotiana tabacum (common tobacco), 762 nucleotides long. The record is from RefSeq and is a predicted model, not a curated record. Lineage: Eukaryota; Viridiplantae; Streptophyta; Magnoliopsida; Solanales; Solanaceae.
AUGAGUAGUCUGCAAACUCAUCGCUCUUCCCAACUUCCCCAUAAUGACACACGCCAUUCCUCACCCAAUUAUUAUGGCAAUCACCAACAGCAAAGAGGCUAUCAGCGUAACGUUCAAAGGCGCCCUUAUUAUCCGUCUUUCGGAGUUGGUUCUUAUCCAACAGUAAUUGAUGGUGUUUUUGCUCAACAAUAUUCGCAUCAAACCUCUGCUUUUCAACCUCCUCGGCCAUAUUAUUCAGUUGAUAUGGUCUUAUUACCGUCAGUUGUAGUAGACAACUAUGGUCAAUACGGGCUAAUUUGGAGGUAUUGUCCUGUGCCAAAUUAUGAAUUAAUUGAUGAUAGCUAUGUCACUAAUGAUCCGAGUGAGUUGAUAGAUAUUAGAACUGGAAUGCUUGAUCAUAUGAUCAACUUCACUAGUCAUCUGAUUGGUCAGGAGGCAAAUUCAAGCUUUGAUUUUGGCUUUUUGUAUGACCAUCUAUUUGAUCGUGUGGAGAAAGAGAACGAUGACGCUGUAUUGAAGUAUUUGAAAAUAACAACACAUCAUUCUCUUGCUAAGGAUGGAGUCAAUCCCACAAUUAUUGCUGAUGUAGAACCAGAAACCUGUGCUAUAUGUCAAUCUGAAUAUGAAGAUGAAGAGAGUAUAGGGAAACUGCAGUGUGGGCACGAGUAUCAUACGGAUUGCAUUAAACAAUGGUUGUGGAGGAAGAAAGAUUGUCCAAUGUGUCGAGCUUCAGUUUUGCCUUCACAAGAACAGAGAUUAUAG